AUGAAGAACGCUUACUGUGAGGACGGAGGAGUAAAACUUGAAGGCACCCAAAUGGUGGGAACUUCGUCGUACGUAUACCUCGAACGUGCUAUGAACAUGGAAAACGACUUGAAGGAAGAAAUGAAUAGAAGAAUGAGAGCAGCAUGGGCAGCAAUCGCACCCGCCAGGGAAGUUACGGGUCAACUGACGGACCAAGAUCUUCGUGCCCAUCUAUUUGACUCGACAGUUCUUCCAACGCUCUGUUAUGCAGCGGAGACGUGGGCAGAUACCGCUGCCACGUCUAGGAAGCUACUUACUACCCACAGAAGCCUUAAUAGAUGUCUUCUGAAGUUUAACCAGCGUACACAACAUCUAGCCGGUCUUCGCAGCUCCGACUUAAGAGGAAUGCCGCGUAUUCGCGACAUAGCGGAAUAUGUAUCGAAAGCAAAGCAUAGAUGGGCCGGUCACAUCAUGGGAAGAAUCGACGACUGA
Molecule: messenger RNA, 471 nt
Organism: Necator americanus (New World hookworm)
Lineage: Eukaryota; Metazoa; Nematoda; Chromadorea; Rhabditida; Ancylostomatidae
Exons: 1
Coding region: 1-471 (156 amino acids)
Source: RefSeq, a predicted model, not a curated record